AUGGAGAACGCUCAGAAGAAUGUCCCUGCCCCGCGUAUGACUGCCAGCGCAGCCAUGCCCCCGACUCCCGUCAUGGAGUUCCCCCAAUCUCCCUUGGCUCACGAUAACGUCUCCGCGGCUCCUCAGAAGCGCCUUCGUGAUGAUGGAGACUCAGAUGUGCCUGUAGCAAAGAAGCUCAAGCUUGAGACUGACAUGAGGCACCACAGCUUGGCCAAUGGGAUCAGCCAGCUCAAGGGAUCUUCUCCAAUCUUGGUUUCCUCCCCCUUGAAGCGCCGCCUUGAAGACAACGACGCAGAUGCGCCUGUAGCGAAGAAGCUCAGGCAGGAUCACAACCCCACGGACAGCAGUGCCAUCGACGACCUGCAGAUCAGCCAUAUCAGCAGGUUCCUGCAAAAUUUCCAGUCCACCUCGAGCUCGUCCAGCCAGGCCAGCGGACGGUCUUCAGACCAACCUCCUUCGAGCGCUUCCAGCCCGGUCAGUGGAGGCUCAUUCCACCCUCAAUCGUACCAGCCGCCCAGCUAUGUCAGCGGAUAUACGUCCCCAUACGCCUCCUACUUGCCCGCCCAGGUCAGGUCCUCAUUCCAACCCGCGUCUUCCAGCCCGCCCAACCAGGCAAUGGAAGCUGCAUCACACCCAUCUACGAACUAUAGUCCUUCAAUUGCUGGUCAAAACUUCACCCAGAUGGCGUAUUCCUCUGUGGAUUGCAACUCCACUGCGGCUCAUCAGCCCGUCCAGCCCAUCAGUGACCCGGCUGGCAAGGAGACUUGCACCCUCGGGGGUGUCAUCGUUACUGUCAUCACCGAUCCCUCCCAAAUCGGCCAGGACGAAUCCGACAUCACUCUUUUUGGUCUGAACGGCCACGCUCAAGCCUGGCUGAAGAAGAAGGUUACGACAUCAUUCGAUGUCAACCGCACGAGGACAUAUGCGAAGUGGCAGGAAACCAACUAUGACCUGCGGAUCUACUCGGCAUUACAGGCGAAGCAACACCGUGACUCCGUCUGGGAGCGUGCUGGCGUCUACGCUGACACUACUCUGUCGACGGUUCGUGCUAACGAUGCUCUGAAUGCGGAACGUUGGUACAACGCGGCCAUUGACCUCAGCCAGAUGAGGGACAAGCUGGCGAGCAGAGGGAAAGCCGCAGACAAGUUUGUCCGCAUGGCUGAGAACGGCCAGCCAUUCUACACUCCCGAAGAGAUAACUGCACUCUACUUCAAGUUCAUGGACGUCGUCGCCGACGGCACACAACACGGCUUCCGCGUGUCGACCAACCCCCGUCACCGCGUCCUCACCCGCAAACCAGGAUACGUCGUGAACCUGACCGCCACCGACAGGCUGGAGCAGGCCCUGCAGGCCAUCCGCAACGAAAAAGCCAUCUUCGGCGACCUCCUCGGCUCCGAGGGCGGAGGCAACAUCAUCGAAUUCGCCUACCAGCCCUCCGCCUACGCGGACCUCAAGAAAGAAGACCGCCGCACCAACACCAACCGCUCCCUCCCCAAAUCCCAACGCACCAAACAAGGCGACCCAGACGUCUUCCCCUGGUCCGCCACGCCCGCCGCCCAACGCCCUCCCUGCGUCUACCCCGCAUGGUCCGCCCUCCCGCCAGCUCGCCGCAUCACCAGCGCCCCCCAAGCGCACUCCUUCCACCAACACACCGAAACCUCUCGCCGCGCCACCACCACAACCGCCCCCUCCCCGCCUCCCGCCGACCUGCACCUCGCCCACUUCACCUCCCACCUCGACGACUUCGCGCGCCUCCUCGCCGACGCCGUCACGUCGCCCGCCUGCUCGCAAGACUCGGCGCGGUCCCCCGCCGCCGCCGCCUUCGCCGGCGCGCCGCCGGAGCACACGACGGGCGGCUGGGAGCGGCAGACGCGCAACGUGCAGGCGUGGGCGUACCGCGUGUGCGAGCGGCUCGUCGAGGGCGCGGCGCACGGGUUCGUGCGGCCGGCGGCGGAUGGGGCGCAGGGCCAGGCGCUGCUCGAGGUCGACAGGCAUGCGAUGAGUAAGCUGGGGCAGGUGUUUGGCCGGGGUGAUGGAGAGGCGGUGGAUGUGUUUGAGAGGUUUGGGGCGGUGCAUGCGGCGGUGUUGUGCUCCAAGGCGAUUGCGGCGCCGUUUAGGGACGAUGUCGAGGCGUUUGUGAGGAUCGACGACCUCGUGUGGGAGCCGCUGGCGUUUAUGGAGACGAAGCUGUCGCAUCGGAAGUCGAACAGCAGGAGGAAGACUGUCGGCGGCGCCAGUGAGGCGGACAUGUCCGCUUCUACUGCUCCCGCUCCCGCUCCCGUACCCGAUCCUGCUCCCACCGCUCCCGCAUCUGCUCCGACUCCUGCCGCGCCGAAGAAGAGGAGGAACAGGAAGCGCCAGGAGGGGCCACAGCCGCAGCCGCAGUCGCAGCCGCAGCAACAACCACAUGCCCAAAUGAUCCAGAACGACGCCAGCAAGACGAAUGUGAACGAGCACGAUGAUAAUGUCCCACCGCCUACGCCGCAGGAGCGCGCCCGCGCAACGCCUGACUAUCCGGACUACUACCCUCCCGGAUAUUCCACCGUCCCGACCACCGCCCCCGCCGUCCCCACGGAGGCAUCCGACAGCAACAACGUGGGCUACUUUACCAAGCUACUGAAUGAAGACGACUAA
Diplodia corticola is the source of this 2634-nucleotide messenger RNA. RefSeq names its product replication factor-a protein 1 subfamily protein. NCBI's taxonomy places the organism in Eukaryota, Fungi, Ascomycota, Dothideomycetes, Botryosphaeriales, Botryosphaeriaceae. The transcript has 2 exons. Bases 1 to 2634 code for a protein of 877 amino acids. The record is from RefSeq and is a predicted model, not a curated record.